Penicillium daleae is the source of this 510-nucleotide messenger RNA. RefSeq names its product peroxiredoxin family protein. The record is from RefSeq and is a predicted model, not a curated record. The transcript has 5 exons. Gene Ontology annotation, biological process: cell redox homeostasis; hydrogen peroxide catabolic process; cellular response to oxidative stress. NCBI's taxonomy places the organism in Eukaryota, Fungi, Ascomycota, Eurotiomycetes, Eurotiales, Aspergillaceae. The coding region runs from base 1 to 510 and encodes 169 amino acids. Gene Ontology annotation, molecular function: thioredoxin peroxidase activity. Gene Ontology annotation, cellular component: mitochondrion; peroxisome; cytoplasm.
AUGACUACCCUCAAGCCCGGUGACACGUUCCCCAGUGACGUCGUCUUCAAAUACAUCCCCUGGUCCGAGGAGAGCGGUGAAAUCACCGCCUGUGGCAUCCCAAUCAACUACAAUGCCUCGAAGGAGUGGGAAGGCAAGAAAGUCGUCCUGUUCUCUGUCCCUGGUGCUUUCACCCCAACCUGUUCUGUCAACCACGUGCCCGGAUACAUUAAGAACCUGCCCCAGCUCCGUGCAAAGGGUGUCGAUAUCGUUGCCGUCGUGGCUUUCAAUGACCCCUUCGUCAUGAGCGCCUGGGGCAAAGCCAACCAGGUGCGCGGAGACGAAAUCCUGUUCCUUUCCGACCCCGAUGCCCAGUUCUCCAAGAGCAUUGGCUGGGCUGACGAGGCGUCCGGACGAACUGGUCGCUAUGCCAUUGUCAUUGACCACGGCAAGGUCAGCUAUGCGCAAAUCGAGACUGAAAGGGGUGCUGUCAAGAAGUCGGGUGCCGACGCUGUCCUGGCGUCGCUGUGA